Molecule: messenger RNA, 1311 nt
Organism: Emericellopsis cladophorae
Lineage: Eukaryota; Fungi; Ascomycota; Sordariomycetes; Hypocreales; Bionectriaceae
Product: c6 transcription factor
Exons: 1
Coding region: 1-1311 (436 amino acids)
Biological process (GO): regulation of DNA-templated transcription
Molecular function (GO): zinc ion binding; DNA-binding transcription factor activity, RNA polymerase II-specific
Source: RefSeq, a predicted model, not a curated record
AUGGUCUCAGGACUACUGGCAACACCGCCCGAGGAUUUUGCCUCUGAUACGCACAACAAAAGAAACACUACUCUCGGCAGCCAUCACAACAAGACGACGCCCAGCAAGAUUGCCCACCGACACGCUAGGCAGCGCGAGGCACUGACCAAACCUAUUCUCAAGCGCGAGCCAGCCCGGGCCAACUCCAGCAUGGAUGGCCGCCACAAGCGUGUCUGGAAGGCGUGCGAGAGAUGUCGUAUGAAGAAGACGAAAUGCGACGGCGAAUUCCCCUGCAAGAGAUGUAAGGACGACGGUCUCAUUUGCACGGCUGGCAUCCGCAAAAAGACCGAGUACAAGCAACUGCCAAAGGGCUACGCCGAAGUCCUCGAGCAUACGCAGUUUGCGCUUGUGCAGACGGUUCAUAAACUUUAUCAGAUGGUCCGUGAAGGCCAGACCUGGACGCUCGACGAGCCUACUCUCAACGACCGCAGUCUACCCGUCAUCCACGACAUUGCAGACAAGCUUGGCUGCAUCCGACCGCACUCCGACAUCGACAUCCCGAUCAGCCACAUUUUCCCCGAAGACGAACGCGGCUUGACGGAGCUGCAAGCCAAGCUCGAGGAGGCCGAGGCAGAGAGCGCGAACCGCGACCUCCAAGUGAGCAGAAACAGCAGCGCCAGCAAUGCGGCAGCGCCACAACCCAUCCCGCUGCAGCAUCAGCAAUCCUCGAGGUCGUCGGGCAGUCAUCAACAUGAGGGUGCGAUUUCGUCUCCCUCCGCGGCAGGCAUUUCCUCGGGCCCUGGAUCCGUGUCGGACACGUCUGACCUGGACAUGGACUACCGCGCCACAGCGUUUGGAGGCAGCGGCGGUAACUUUGUCGACUCUCCCCCCAGCUACGCGACGUCGCACCAUGAAUUUAAUCCCCGAGUGCUACCACAGCCGCCUCGCAUCAACUCAGCACCGAGCUUCCUCCCGGCGGGCCAGCAACAGCAGCUUAAGGGCCGCGUAAGCUACAGCGGGCCGCAGAUGAUGAGUGGCCAAGUGAGCACGGCACCUACUGGCCCCCAGCAACACCCGUCCAUUAAGCAGGAGCCACAGCAGCGGCAGCAGCAGUUCGAUGCCACCAUGAACGACUACACGCAGCAUCAGAGCAACAUGGCGUUCCUCGCUAGUGAGGGGAGUAAUGACGAGGGGUUCCUGAUUAACACUAACAUGGUCGGCCCCGCAUUCUUCGACGACGGACUGCAGGUGAUGGGCGAUGGCACUAUGGGUGACCCCAUGUUGUGGAAUGGGGUUCUGGGCUCAUCAGAAUUUGAUGAUCCGCUAAUCUAA